Molecule: messenger RNA, 6765 nt
Organism: Ictalurus furcatus (blue catfish)
Lineage: Eukaryota; Metazoa; Chordata; Actinopteri; Siluriformes; Ictaluridae
Gene: itprid2
Product: ITPR interacting domain containing 2
Exons: 20
Coding region: 208-4326 (1372 amino acids)
Molecular function (GO): signaling receptor binding
Source: RefSeq, a predicted model, not a curated record
ACUGUGUGAGUGUGUGUUUUUUCCGGAAGAGGAACUCUUAUAGUAGUUUUGACGAAGUUUUGGGAAAUUUUUUUUUUGCUCUUUUCCUGCAGAUUCCACGGUUCAGCUUGGAAUGUGUGUGUGUGUGUGAUCUGCGAAUCUGCUGCAAACACCGACGUCUCAUUGAACCAUGGUGACUAGUCUCCCGCUAUAGUGUCCCAGGAGGACAUGGAGGAGUGUGAAUUGCCCCCGGUAAGCAUGGAUCACCCCUGGAAAACUGCCACGCUGAGGAGGAUGGCAUGGGCCCAGAGUCGAGACUCGUGGUUGGCCCCGGAAUCAGAAGAGCCACUCAAUAACAACAACAACAAGAAGGCUGGAACGGCCUCCGAGACGGGUCCGAUCCCUAACAAAAUAGCGAGCUGGCUGAGAGAAUGCAGGACUCCUCUUGGAGCUUCUCUAGAUGAGCAGUCCAACAGUCCGACCAAAGGACCACAGAGGAAUGGCUGUAGCUUCGAAGAUGACUUGUCGUUGGGUGCUGAAGCCCAUCUACUCCAGAGCAGCAGUGCCAAACCUGACCCCAGUAGUUAUGACAUGCAAGCAGUGGAGAAGAGGAGUCAGUUCAGACAGAAGGGUCGGAGUAUGAACUCUACCGGUUCGGGAAAGAGCAGCGGCACAGUGUCCAGUGUCUCAGAGCUGUUGGACCUGUAUGAAGAGGACCCAGAGGAAAUCCUCUACAACCUGGGCUUCGGCCGCGAAGAGCCAGACAUUGCCUCCAAAAUCCCCUCACGGUUCUUCAAUACAUCGUCCGGUGCCAAGGGCAUCGAUAUCAAGGUUUAUCUGGGAGCACAGAUGCAGCGCAUGGAGCUGGAAAAUCCCAACUACGCCCUCACCAGUCGUUUUCGCCAAACUGAGGUUUUGGCCACUGUGGCCAACGUCUUCUCAGAGAUCUACUCCCAGGUCUCGGGUCGUCCACUUCAAAAGAUCUGCCACAAGGAACCAGAGCCUAAAGAUCCUCCCCCACUACGGAGUAGUAGCUCCACCCUUAAUGCGGUCAAGAUCCUGAAGAGGAAUAUCACACGGCCAAACCUUAUGGCCUUGGCGGAGAUGAUGUCGGCACAGCCCGCAAAAACUACCAACUCUGACCCUGAGGGAGCGAAGAACGGUGUUUGUGAGCCUCAGUCAGAUGCUGAGCUCAAGCAGAAGAUGUUCAGGAGGAAAGACUCCACUCUGGCGACAGUAACUGAGGAGUCUAAUCAGUCUGGUGUUGAGGUUUGUGACUCGGAGGCAGAAAACUCCAAACUUGUAAAUGGAGAACGAUUGUCUCCAAGUGUUGCUGAAAAACCUGAGGAUGUUUCAGACAGACCUAUCUUGGGCAAGGAGCAGAACAAUGGAGAAAUUGCUGAAUCCGAAUCGAGUCUCAUGCCCGAAAAGCAGAAGACGGUCUCCUCCUCUUCCGCUCCAGAUAAAGAGCCCUGCUCCUUCCUGCCCAAUCCUCACAUGGCACAUCUCCUCACCCAGCCACGAGACUCCUUCGAAAUGGAAGAGUUACAGAGUAACGAGGAUGACGCGGUUUCUGGGUCUCACUGUUACUCCAGAGAGGGCAGUGAGCCUCUACUGAGGACAGCUAGUCAACAGUCAGACAGCAGCGGCUUUGCAGAGGACCCCUCAACAGAAGGUUCAGCUAAUUUUCUGAAGGUCCAGGAGAGCUUGGACAGCUGUGACAGCGAAAUGACUGUGACCUCUCAGGCAGUUGGACCCGGAACACCUGUGUCUCUGGAAAACCCAGCCUUUGAAAGAUUGUUAGUGGAUGAGGAGCUACUUGUACAGACUGGUAUGGGGCUCUUUGGCCCGAUCGGAGCUGAGGAAGUUCCAGUACAUGUGAGCCAACAGUUACCAAAACAUUGCGUCAUGGACAAGAUAAGGCCAGAGAUUCUGGAGAAUGCUGGGUCUGAGAUGGACAUUCAUGAUGGACUUACUAGUUCUGUAAAUGAGACAAGCUCUAGCACAGAAUCACUCUCCACUGUAGAGUCAGCAGAUCUAGAGUCAUCUACAGAUCUGGCUACAGCACCAAGCCUACCUAAUGCAAGUACAGAGACAACUGUUGUGGGGGAACAGGAUAUGAUCAUGGAGGCUGACAGCUCAACAGAGACAAAUUCAUCAUCACCUUCAAGCUCAUCCACUCCAUUAGAACCACAGUUAGAAAAUGUACCAACCCCAAGUCAAAGUUCAGAUCCUGUUCCUGAGUCCAGUGUUCAUGAAAAGGAGAACCAUAGCACCUUAGGUAGGGUUCGUGGUGCCCUGGUUCGGGCCCAGCAGAGGACAACCUCAUGUGAGGAUCAGAGAGGACGGGUUUGGAUUCGGUCACGCGACCUACUGAGGAAUCAACAUGAGCAGGUUAGGAACCCUCUUCAAAGGUCCAGCUCCCUCCCAAGCUCGCUGCUGAGUCCAACCCGGGUGGUGUCAUAUGUGCACAUCCAACUAGGUCAGGGCUCAGUCCAACGGUGUACUCCACCGUCCUACAGCUAUCGCUAUGAGGGGGAACCAGAAGAGGUCACAUCCAUUGAAAAGGUAGAUGACAAUAAAUCUCAGUCCAGAUACCAGUCCAAUCUUGCUGAUGGAGACUCGAUCAGCUUAAAUCCAGAGACGGAGCUAGACAGCACACGAGUGCCUCCAUACCCCAUGAAUGUGCCUCAGCAUUUGACUCGAUCGACUAGCUCACUCUACAGCAUCCCUGCUGAUUGGCCCUUGCGGCGUAUGGCAGAAGCUCCUGUUUGGAGCACUAACAGUGUCCCUGAUCUGACCCAGUACACAGGAAUACCACAUCCUGCGAUUCCACGUCACAUCCAGCAAGAACUUCCUCAAUUCCGAGGAUCAGUUGGCUCCCCUUACCAGAAACCUGUUAACCCCCCUAGUCGCAGUUAUACCCCUAUCAACAGCCCCUGCCCUUACACACAGAGUGGCUUGUAUUCCCAGUAUCCUCAGCCACAGAACUCACCAUUUCCUCAUCCUGUAUACACCCCACAUCAUGAUUCACCUGUCCCCCAACAAAAUAUGACCUAUACCCACUCACAAAGUGUUCCUUGCAGUCCUUUAACACCCUUCCAGUUUUCUCCUCUAACUAAUCCUUAUGGUUCCUCACUCAACUUCCACCUGCAGGCAAGUUCCUACAACCCUCAAGUGCCUCUUACCCACUCCUGCAGCGCCCCCUGUAGCUUGGUCUACGGUAACACACCAUAUCACCCCACUAUGCCCUACGGACAUCAGUGUAAUUCACCAUUCCAUACUCCGCCUGCCCCAUUCUCCCCACCAUCUUCGUCAUUCCCAUCAGACAUCUCAACUCCUCCCCCGUCUAUGGGCAGUACAGAAAUGCAGCUGCGUCGAGUCCUGCAUGAAAUUAGAGGCACCGUCCAGAAUUUUGGCCAGAACGCUUCUGAGCAACGCAAUGGCACACCCUCAGGGGUACACAGUCCACACCAAGCUGUCCAACCACUCUAUGAGGAGCUGCAGAGGCGGCGGAGGAACCUGAAUGUUUUCCGGACACAGAUGAUGGACCUUGAGCUGGCGCUGAUGAAGCAGCAGUCUACGGUUUAUCAACUCCUCACUCCUGAUGAAAGGCGAGAGGCGGAGCAGCUGCAGAGGCUUCGUGUCGCUGUUCGUCAGGAGCUGCAGGAGUUGGAGCUGCAGCUGGAGGAUCGACUCCUCAAUCUGGAUGGUCAGUUUCACUCGGCUUGCAGCAGCCGCAUCUACCACCAUCCACUGGAUUUGUCCAGGGGUCAGAGCAUGGACAGUCUAUCCAGCUCCUCUGCACUCAGAGCUACAGAGCCAGUAACUGAUCUCUUGCGGGAGCAGAUGUAUCUCCAGUCGGAGCUGAGCUAUGAUGGCUCUGGUGCAGUCGACACACCGUCCUCAACUCGCUCAUCGAGGUCGGUGAGUCCGGUGCGAUCCCGUGACCCCAAUGACCUCACCUCGUCUUUAACCAGGAGAAGUGGAGGAGUAUAUCGCUCAACAGUCAGCCUAACACCCUCCGUCCCUCUGAGAUCAGGAGCAGAGAGCCAGGAGCGAACAACAACACUGAGCAUGAGCUCUAGUCUUCCUGAGGUCACGGCUCAGAGCACGGCACACAGCGUCUCGGACCAGGACGAUGAUGUUAAAGAUCCUGCAUUUCAGGAAGACAGAAGAGGAGGAGGAGGUGGAGAGGAAGCUUGCGGAAAUACUCCUAUGCAGCAACUUAUCCAACAGAUUAAGCAGAGUCUCACUGAUGAGAUCAGAAAGGAGAUAGUCAACGAGCUUCUCGCUGCUGUGUUGCCGCGGAGAUCUCCCGUAGCAACCCAAGAGCCAGCGCCAUGACAAUGGUGACUAGUGGCUGAAGAGGAGUGCCGUGGAUCUAAACUCUGAAGAAACACUGCCCUCCUGAGUCUGUCACACGCUACUGCAGCUCAAACAAACACCAUUUAUCCAUCUGCCUUCCAUGCGAACUUCUCCACUACUACAUUCUGAACUCCUCAACCUGAUACUACUGCUCCAGAGACGAUCAUCUGCUCAACCUCUCAGCAAUAUCUAUCUGCAUCCCCUCACACCCACCAUGUGAAGCGCAGGCUAGGUGGAUAAAGCCCCUGCUUGGGCCGUAGCGAACCUCUCUUUCAAAAUAAAAGCACAGUAUUCUGCUACUAAGCUAGCAUUUAUUAGUUAACACUGUAUAAGAUUGAUUAGCAUAUUUGUACAUUUUUAACAGUUUUGUAAAAGCAACACACCUUCUAUUACAUUUAAUCUCACUUAGAAACAUUUGGCAACCGUUAGUAUUCUCCACUUCACUUUAGCACUUUAGCUAGCUAGUUAACUAAGGUGACGUUAGCUAGUAGUAAACAAAAUACACACUCCUAUAAUUUGUUAAUUCAGUGUAAUGCAUUAUGAUGUCAUUACAGCGUAUAUGCAAUUUAUUCAUCUACAAAUUUGUGCAAAAGUUAAUGUUAGAAAUAUUUGUCAUGGUCAUUAAUUUCACUUUCUCAACUAUUUGAUAUUUAAAAUUGAAACGUGUUUUUUUGUUUUUUGUUUUUUGGGGUUUUUUUUUUUCCUCCCCCUCACACAUUUGCUCAUAUGUCCAUCUAAGCUGGGGCUUCAUCCGCCUAAACCAAGUUUUAUCCCACCCGAAGCCAGGGUUCCAUCUGCCCAAGCUCAGACUACAGUCAUCCAAGGUGGGGCUUCAUCUUGCCAAGCCCAGUCUUAUUACACCCAAAAAUAGGGGUCACAUGCUCAAGUCAGACAUUUUUUAGUUUAAUCCAGGGAUUCUUCAACCUAGGCAGGAGCUUCAUCCACCUAAGGUGGGGCUUUAUCCACCUAAGUUAAGGCUUCAUCCGCCAAAGCCCAAGUGUGGGAUACUUAUGCUCAACUUGGGGUGUUUGAUGCCCAAGUCCAGGCUUCAUCUGCCCAAGAAGGAUUCUCACAUUCAAGUGGGAGAUGCUUGCCCCUAAAGUAACGAUUCUUCUCCCCAGAUGGGGCUUCUUCCACCCAAGCAGGGGCUUCCUCUGCCCAUGAUGAAAAUUCUCAGUCCCAAGCUGUGGAUGGUUACACCCAAGUGGGUGCUUCUUCUACCAGAGCAGAGGCUCUGUCCACUUAAGUAAAGGUUAUGCCCAGCCUGGGUCUUCAUCUGAAGGUCUGCAUUUGGAUAUCUCUGCCCCAUCUAAUGGAUUACAGGAGGAGCAUUCAUCCACUCUUCAAAUACACUGUAAUUCCAACUGAAAAACUCUAACCGUCCAUUCAUUUUAUCUUCACCCAUUGUAGCUACUGGACCUUCAGACACUACUGCAUGGCACGCUCAUUCAAACCAGUCCACCAAGACUUUCUAAAGACCUCAACCAGACAUUAUUACCACAGGGACACAUGGGGGAUUGCUGCACUGGAUCUAUUUUACAGGAUCGCCCACCUGAACACAUAAUAAUAAAUCCAUCUUCUAGUCUCCUCCACCUGAGUGCAAACGUCAUAGUAUUCCAGACUUUUUUUUUUUUAAACACAAAAACUCUGAGUAGAGAGGCUGCAAAUCAUUUCAUUUCAUAGAAGUUUUAUAAGGUACGCUUCCAUUUUCCUGGAAAAUGUUCAGCUGUAUUUCUUUUUUUUUUUUUUUUUUCGAUUGUUAGGGUGGAAGGUGGCCAGGCUUGAUGAUCACACGAUGUAGGUGAUGGUGAAAGCAUUUUGGUGUGUUUAUGUAUAUAUGUGAGUCUUCUAAUGCAGCCUCUGUGAGGUACUAACAGUGCAAUAUGUUUCACUUGAACUGACCAGUCACAACUGCUGUUUAUAGGCCUGCCACUUUAAUAAGAGGAAGGGAACACAAGUGUAACCACACACACAAGUUUUGUAUUGUGAGUCCAUUACACGCUUUCCAUGUAGAGUUUAAGCUUUCUAAGCACAAGCACUAAACUUAUUGUUGCUCUGGUCUUUUCUGACUGAAGCCUUGUUGUUGUUUUUUUUUUUUUUUUUUAAUUAAACACAGCAACCACUAGUUUGUUGGGGGAACACAAUUUAUUUGAAGUUUAUAAAAGUGCCAUGCUGAAUGUCCUAUGUGCCUUUCGCAAGUAAAUAUUUUCAAGUGUUAGACGGAUGACUUUCCAGCCUUGCGUAUGCGAGGAGGCAGGUGAUUAUCGUAGCUGAUCUUUGUUCUAAUGAAUUGUAAUACUAACUGAUUCACAUGACGACUACAUUUUUUUUUAAAGGGACAUGUUAACUUGUAAUUUGGGGAUGCAUGAGGAAAUUAUCUCUAAAGCAAAUCAUUAAUAAAGAUUUAUUUAUUUUGAA